This is a messenger RNA of Fonsecaea pedrosoi CBS 271.37, 5724 nucleotides long. RefSeq lists its product as uncharacterized. The coding region runs from base 1 to 5724 and encodes 1907 amino acids. The transcript has a single exon. The record is from RefSeq and is a predicted model, not a curated record. NCBI's taxonomy places the organism in Eukaryota, Fungi, Ascomycota, Eurotiomycetes, Chaetothyriales, Herpotrichiellaceae. Gene Ontology annotation, molecular function: GTPase activator activity. Gene Ontology annotation, biological process: positive regulation of autophagy; intracellular signal transduction; negative regulation of TORC1 signaling. Gene Ontology annotation, cellular component: GATOR1 complex.
AUGAAUCAUAUAUCAGCACAUCGAAGGACCAGCAGCGGCUCGACCGUCCGAGCCACUGGGACAUCACAAACAGGCUUAGCCUCCGGCUACCAGAAUAGCCUAAACACCGUGUCAGUUCGCGCAUCUCUCUGGAUUCAUGACGAUGCAUUCUCAUCCGAGGACGUUCUUAUCAACGAAGCCAUUCUAGCAGGCUCAGAUAUCCAUGAAGGUGGCUUGAUCAAGAUCUUCCCGGUUACUGAGGGCUCAGAUGUCCGGGAUUUUCAGUCGCCCAACAAUGAACGGGUCGACUCCAGGCGCAACACCGGCUCUUUAAACGAGACUAGCGACAUAUCUGGCAGGGACGACUACUACCUUUGUAUAACCAAGUUCGCGUCCACCGAGUUCAAGGCAAAGCAGGCCAACCUACAAGUCUCGAUCAAGAGUAAUAUUGCCACAGCUUUCGGAUUUAGACCACGUUCGUAUGUGCGCAUAUUUCCUGCGUCUUUUGAGGACUCUACGGCGUCCCAUGUGGAAUUCAGCUUUAGAGAUACGUAUCUGGCCAGGUCGGACAUGUGGCGGUUGGUUGGACAAGAGUUGGCAGGGACAACCGUUUAUGUCGGGCAAAAGAUUACCUACUUGGGGAGCAUCAAGCUCACAGUUAAGUCUAUCCAUGUCCGGAAUCACAAAGUGCCUACUGCUUUCUUCGCCGGCACCACAAUCCCAGUCUUCCGCAGUGAGGCGGCACGGUACGUGCUCUUUAUUCAAAUGUCCAGCGAAAUGUGGGACUUUGAUUCCGAGGGAAACGGUGAGAUCAUGUUCAACCGGGUCAUCAAUGGCUUCCUACCCGAGCUUUUCAAGAGAUGGACCGACCUGGAUGUUCGGCACCUGGUCAGCAUUGUUCUUUUCGGCCGUCUGGAAUACGACCGCUUCGAACUCGCGCGGAACAAGGAUAGGAGGCUAGAAACAGCACCUAUCUCAGGAUCACCCAACAUGACCGCUCGCCAGUAUCAGGACUUCUAUAGGGUGGUCGUCACCGACAUGGCCAGUGCGCAAUGGACAACAAUUUUGGACGAACUGAAGAAGGAUUUUCGUGUGUUUUUGAGAGACAUUUCUCUACACACAUCGAACACUAAGGAAAUUAUAUCAGAAGAUGCCAAAGCACCGCCAACGCGUAUUGCUGGCAGACCCAGCGCCGCGCUCAAGGGCAACAUAUUGGAAGCCAUCAAUAUUGCCAGCAGCCAGUUUGCUCAUGAUUUUGAAGACCGGGAUCUGAUUCGGACCGGGGUUUCAAUCGUGGUAGUCACAGCAGGAACCGGCGUUUUCGAAGUUCACCGAGAUCUGUUGAACCUGACCUCGCAGAAUCUGACGAACAACGGCGUUGGGAUUGACAUUGUUUGUCUUUCCAGGAUGCCAUUACACUCGGUGCCCCUGUUCAAAUAUCGGACUUCUGGAGUGGAGGAGUCAUCUCUGUCCUCGGUCGUUGAAGAAGUCACCGUUCCUGAGCACAGAUACGGAUCUGGUCCAAGCUUUUUCGAUUCCAGCCAGCCUCGCAAGCUCUCCCCGGCACUGUCAUCUGCGGCCACAAACAGCACACAGUACUUUGCAAGCUUUAUUUCUGGCCGGAGCGAAAGUGCUCAAGGGUGGAGCUACGGCAUUCCUCAGUGGGUUGACCUCUCGUACUGGUCUGCCGAGGGCGAGUCAGCAGAGAUCAAAUUUCUGGAGGAUGCCGCCAAGGAUGUGGAUGGGACCUCAAAACGCAAAAAGGGACCUUUCUUACCCCGUGUGAGGAUGUAUGAGAUCCAAAUGAUGGGGCUUAUGGAGUUAGGCAUGGCAGACAUGACUAUCCCAUUCAUGGCAGAAACGCAAGUAUCACUCACGCGUUCGCACAAGCGUGCUGGCUCAAAACGCAGACGAGCAACUGGCAGCAGGAGUCUGUCGCAUUCACCCACGCUAUCACGCAAGAGCCGUCUCGGCCCGGAGCCCACGCGAAUAUCCCAGGGGUUGCUGUCAUUGAAUGCCAAAGCACUCGGAGACAUAUUCGACCGUAUGGAUGCAUAUGACUCGCUGCUGUUUCAAGUACAUUCGACCACAGAGACCAAAUCCAAGGCCGCAAAGAUGACAAGUAGCUUGGUGAGGACCGAUACGGCCUCCUCGACUCAACCAAAGAAGCCCGCACCAGAAGAGGCACCAAAAUCGGGGUCCGGAUUGACAAAGGUAUUGACCAACAGAUCAUUGAAUUCGCCUUUCCGACCACAGCUCCCGUCCCUCGUCUCUGCAGAUGCUUCAAGCCCUCCGUUAACAACUAAGAAGGCCCGAGAAAUAUCCAAGGUCAACCGGACGCUGAACUAUGCUUUGAGAGGCCUGGCUCCACCUGUCCGUGCGAUUGCCAGUACCGAAGUAAACAUUACCAAUGUAGAGGCGCAUUCGCCGUUUGGUAAUCUUGGCCACUCAAGGCCGAGUGUAGCAACAUCAGCUGCUAGCAUACGCUCCGUGUCCACGAACAGUGUGCUCGGGGAGAAGCCUAAAGAGAACCUGGCUUCCGUGGAAAGAUCCAACUCUCAAAUGUCCGCGCGACCAGAUGAUACACCGUCAAAGCCCAUCUCCAUUAAUACUCCGUUGCGAAAGAUUCAGGACGAUCUCCUCUCUGAAUCACAGAGAUCAAAUUCAACCACCCGCCGAGUUCCAAACCAUAUGGCUGCUUCAAAAGAUGAUCUCGGUUAUAGCAAAGAGGCAGACAGUGAAUCAUCACGCUCUUCAGGAAGCGAAGGAGCAGACGACUCGGACAGCGUGGAGCCGGCUGAAAGCCCGCUGGGGACAUCGAUCGCCAGCUCGGUCCCAAGAAGUACUCUCCCCUACGUACGCAAUGUCAACGCGUCAAAUCCCUUGAAGCGCCACCCCGAAAGGGAGUCGUUCUUCGGCAGAUGGCAGCAUCUUUAUCCUCGGAAACCACGUGCCGCCACCGUCAAGUGGAAAUCUCUGUGCACUCCUGCGUCGGUGCCUCUGACGACUGAGGAUUUUCCAACCAAGGAUGAACUCGAAAUGGAUUAUGAUACGGAAAAUUACCAUGUCAUUCUGGCUAAUCCGAACGAGAUGCUUGAAGAGCCCGAGUCGCGCGACAUCCUCCUCGGGGAGAUGUUGGCCCUCAGAUUUAGUCAUGGGUACCAGCUCGUAGUUGGUCCAUCACUGCUCGAGUCUGUUGGUCCCGGGACGUGCGACACGUCGUCGUUCUUCACACCGAAUCUUGUGCGGCCUGACGGGUCCUUUAUUGUCAUGUCAAUGGGAAACACGAUACAGAAGCUGUCUCUUGAGGUGAAAAAUCGCAUUCAAGUGACGAGGUAUAUUCGGAGACCACCAAGUGUCCAGCCUCCAUAUCCUCAGGAGAUUUCCUAUUAUCCCAACAUAAGAACCAUUCUCUCCGAGGCAUACAAAAUAAGAGAUAUGCGGUUCAACGGGUUUUCCGAGCAGUACCCCUGGGAAGCGGCAGACAGAUACCUGGCUGACUUUAGAAAGCAAAACGAUGUCGAUGUCAAAGCUCUCCGUUUCUGGCGAGCAAGAUUUGUGCUCAUUCCAGUCGCGCCACCAGUCAACUCCUGGAGACCCACGCUAUCCGAAGCUGAAGAAAGCGAAGAAGAGAUUCAUUUGCGCGGAAUCCGAGCGUUGACGCAGAUGUGGCAAAAGGCACGAUAUGUGCCGCCAGACGAGAGAAGACCUGCUCAUAUCCGGUCGACCACUACGAAAGGAAAGGAUAGAAACCCGCUCAGGAUCAAUCUCGAAACCCUCAAUCCAUCGGAGCUCGUGGCGACGGAGCUCGAUAAGCUGAUCGCCGCUGAAGAGGCCGGCGAGGUACAAACGACACAACUUCUGCCCGAAGCUGAACAGUUUGAGAGGGACUCCUUCAGCCUUCCUAAGCUAGCCCAAGCCCUACAAGGCGAAAAUGGGAUUGAGAUCAAGACUCGACGCUGGCACUUGCGUCUUUACUACAGUUGCUUCAUGGGUGAAGACUUGACCAACUGGCUGGUCCAUAACUUUCGGGAUAUUGACACUCGAGAAGAGGCGGUUGAGCUGGGCAAUGAUCUUAUGAAGGAGAAUCUUUUCGAGCACGUCAACAGCAAGCACAACUUCAAAGACGGCAACUAUUUUUAUUCCAUCAAGCCCGAGUUUCGCAUCCAGCGAAUGGAAGCGAGGCAAUCAUGGUUUCCUGCAAGCCGACGCUCAGAUCGAUCGAUUCCGCCCACCCCUGCGACCGAGCAUCCAACCCGGGAGUUGAUCAGUGGCAGGUCACGAUCAGGUUCAAAUCUCGCCAACCACGGACAAGUUGCCUCUGAGCUGGCCAAGACGCUGGGAGACAAGAAACGACGAACUGUGACUCUGAGCAAGAUGAUCCGAAUCGACGUGGAUACGAGGAAGCGAUCCAACAGACCCGAAAUAAUCAACUUACAUUAUGACAGACUUCACAACCCGGAGAACUGCUAUCAUCUCGAGUUGGCCUGGUUCAAUGUCACGUCCAAGUUGGUCGACGACGCCAUUGUGAGCUGGUCUACACAAGCGGAGAAGUACGGAUUGAAGCUUGUCGAAGUUCCCAUUGCAGAAGCGUUCAAGGUCCCUGAGCAUGAACCUUUUCGUGCCGCCUACCGCAUCAAACUUGCUCUCCAGCCUCCACGCCGCAGCGUGGUGAGCACCCUGUACUUUACGGCAGUGUCGUUCGGCCCGCAAGCACCCCUGACCCCUGACAUGAACUUCUACCAGAAAGCGAUACUCAAGCGCUUCAACUUCGUCCUCGACCUCGAAGCGCCCUCGGAGUUUCCAGAGAAUGUCGAGAUCAAGUACUCCUGGGGAGACCUGGAUUAUCGCUACACGCAAUUCGUCCACCGGUCCGGAGUCGUCCUCGCGCAGAUCACUGAUGAAGGCGACAUCCUCCUCCUGGCAAACCGACUGUAUAAUUCUCGUCAAGCGUCGGCAAAAGACUCGUCGUCAAGGUUCGACGCCGGCAAGAAAGAUCUUACACCCAAUGCCUCCAGCACCAUGCUCCUGCGUCCUCAAACACUCUCUUCGACCCAUUCUGCACCGAGCAUCGCAGCAUCUGGGAUCAUCGGAUUGAAUGUACAAUCACCUCACGCCGGGCCCUAUGCAUCACCACUUAUUCGGCCUCUUUCAUCGACUCCUGCCGCUCCCAGCCAUAUGGGCGUAGAGACCACGGCACCAAAUGCCAACACAUCCAUAUCGACCGCUGUCCCCCCUCCGCCCAUGACACCAAAGGUGACGGCCGACGUCCUGGGAACCCGCCGAGCGCUCAUCGCCUCGGGAUUCUCGCACUUUGUCACGCCCGAACAGAUCAAAGACGAUCUCGAAGCCUUUUGCGCCGACAGGGAGCGUUUGGACACCUUCUACAAGGAGGUCACAGCGACGUUACCCGCCCAGCAUGCCGCUAUGAGAGAGCGCGAGCGCGACCGAGAACACGAGAGGUACGGUGGAAACGGGCCACUGGGAGCAAAGGAUCGGGGAUACAGGACCGCGGGGACGGGUUCGAGCUUGCUCAGGCCCAUCAGGGAGCCCGAGUCGGAGACGGGCAUUCCCGAAUUCAGACUUCCGGACCCGUUGAACAUGGGUUUUAGGAAGAAGGAUGUGUCUGCCGUUGUAUCUGGAUCCGCGCCUGGGUCUGGUACUGGUACUGGUACUGGUACUGGCGCCGGAGCUGGCGGGACCACGAACCCUCGAGACUCGACAUCCUCGUUACUCUCGCCAUGA